Messenger RNA from Populus euphratica (Euphrates poplar), 1966 nucleotides. RefSeq names its product RNA polymerase sigma factor sigE, chloroplastic/mitochondrial-like. Gene Ontology annotation, molecular function: DNA-binding transcription factor activity. Gene Ontology annotation, biological process: DNA-templated transcription initiation; regulation of DNA-templated transcription. NCBI's taxonomy places the organism in Eukaryota, Viridiplantae, Streptophyta, Magnoliopsida, Malpighiales, Salicaceae. The coding region runs from base 176 to 1717 and encodes 513 amino acids. The transcript is spliced from 6 exons. The record is from RefSeq and is a predicted model, not a curated record.
ACAGUUUUUUAAUAUUUCUGUGUUACUUGUGUUUCUAACAAGACUUGCCAGUUACUAGACUGGAAGAUUUUGUGCCAGCCAACUCUUACAGGAUACUGCUGCUCUGUUCACAUAGUGUUUGGGGAGUGAAAAAGUUCUCGUACACUUCCAUAAUCUUGUAAUAAUACAAAUUGGCAUGGGAAUUGUAAGUGUUUCGAGCUCAGCUUCUUGGACACCACUAGGAUUCAGUACGAAAUUUACAACUUGUAGAUCUACGGCGAAGAGACCACUGAUUGUGGCAUUUAAAGCUGACAAAUCCAACGAAACAGCUUUGGUUGCACCCCACGAGCAAAUCCCAUUGCCCAUAGAAACAACAAAGGAGGAGAAGAGACAUGGUAAAAGCAAAAAAUCUUCUAAUCGAUUAAAAGCUGUCCGUACUGAAGUUUCUCCGUGCACCUUGGGAGUGGAUUACAAUGAAGCUGCUGCGAAACUUGAAAACAUAUACAAGCUUAGCCCUGGAACUGACACUUCUGAUGUGGAAGAUGUAAAUGGUGUGCUUAGGAGAUGUAGGCAACGGAAAAGGAAGACUAGUGAAUGUGAAAAGGAAGAUGACGGUAGAACUAGCAAAAUAAUCGUAAGGAACCAGGCAAAGAAGGCUAAACGAUUGAGUCUUCAGAAAAGAAUUGCACUGAGGAUCAAGAGUGAUGAAAAAUUGGUGACUUCAGUUGGGAAGAGAAAAGGUCGAAAGAAUGAAAAUGAAAAGAUUGAUGAACUUGUGAGGGGGGAGUAUUCUUCUUCAACUGAUUUGGCCAGCUUGGACUGGAAAAAAAUGAAGAUCCCCCCAGUCCUUACUUCAGCAGAGCAUGCCUGGUUAUUUAAGUUGAUGCAGCCUAUGAAGGCAUCCCUUCAAGUGAAAGAGCAUUUGCAAGAAAAUUCAGGGAGAGAACCAACAGAGGGUGAAUUAGCUGAGGCAACAGAUAUGGAUGUGCUCCAAGUGAGAAAACAAAUAGAGGUUGGUCGAGCUGCAAGGAACAAACUUAUUAAGCACAAUCUCCGGCUUGUAUUGUUUGUGAUCAACAAAUAUUUUCAAGACUAUGCAAAUGGGCCAAGAUAUCAAGAUCUUUGUCAGGCAGGAGUGAAGGGACUUAUGACAGCAAUUGAUCGCUUCGAACCCAAAAGGAGAUUCCGGCUAUCCACUUAUGGGCUGUUUUGGAUUAGACAUGCCAUCAUAAGGUCCAUGACACUCUCAAGCUUUACACGUGUUUCGUUCGGCCUGGAAUCAAUAAGAUCAGAAAUCCAGAAAGCAAAACUUGAAUUGUGGUUUCAACUGCAAAGGAAACCAACGGGGGAAGAGAUUAUUGAAAAAGUAGGGAUCUCUAUCCAGAGGUACCAUGAAGUGACGAGGGCCUCAAAACCUGUUUUGUCUCUCCAUUCGAAACACAAAACAACGCAAGAAGAGUUGAUUAGUGGAGUUGCUGAUGUCAAUGGAGGUGAUGACCGGAGGCAAUCAGCUCUUCUCAGGCUUGCUCUUGAUGAUGUGCUCGAUUCUUUAAAACCAAAGGAGAGCCUGGUGGUCCGUCAGAGAUUCGGACUGGAUGGUAAAGGGGAUAGAACAUUAGGAGAGAUUGCUGGGAACUUAAAUAUCUCAAGAGAAAUGGUCCGGAAGCACGAAGCUAAAGCACUCAUGAAGCUCAAGCAUCCAACGAGAGUGGAUUAUCUUUGCCGCUAUGUUGUCUGAAUGGAUCAGCAUCAUAAGAAUUCUAUGCCUCUUGAUGACUCUUCAUCACCAGCCAUUGUUGCAUACUAAUGAUCUGUAUCAUGGACAUUUUUUAACCACGUGAAACUAGACAAGAUCUCAUAUCAUGUGAUAUGUAUUUUUUACAGAACUUGAGAUUUCAAAUCACCACAUAUACAUGUAAUCUUGUCUCUCCUAUAUAAUACAAUGAUGUCUUACACAGUUCACAAAUGUACUCAACCUUCUAGACAA